Clonostachys byssicola is the source of this 483-nucleotide messenger RNA. The record is from the annotation of a GenBank genome assembly. NCBI's taxonomy places the organism in Eukaryota, Fungi, Ascomycota, Sordariomycetes, Hypocreales, Bionectriaceae.
AUGGAGGGCCAGAGCUCGAGCUUAUUCCCGAUCGGCAGGUUGAGCUCCAAUGCCACUACAUUUUCAGAAACAAGCAAGUUUGACGUGCAAUUUGCCAGUGCCCAAGCAGGUGGGAUGUGCCCGAACUGGCUGUAUGGCCAUGUGGCUGAUGCCAUGAACUGUGGCUUGUCGUCCAUCGUGUGUGGCUGCAGAGAAUGCAGAGGUUGGUGCAAUGAAUCGAAGCGAGACAGUGGCGGGUCAUCUUGCCGGUCAGCAAGCGGCCUGAUGGUCACGGCAUCAGCAAUACGAGGGCAAAAUCCACCGCAUGGCCCAAUCGGGUGUACGGCAGCCGUUUCACAAGCUGCAGGAGAUUCCGGUUUACAGAGAGAGGCCCAAAGCCAAGGUAAGAUUGAUUUCCAGCCGUUGGUGAGGUCUUGGACAUUGAUCCAGUCAAUUUGCAGCACCGAAAAGCGUGGGGCUGGGGACAGGAUCAGCGACACGUAA